Molecule: messenger RNA, 6441 nt
Organism: Aedes albopictus (Asian tiger mosquito)
Lineage: Eukaryota; Metazoa; Arthropoda; Insecta; Diptera; Culicidae
Exons: 1
Coding region: 1-6441 (2146 amino acids)
Biological process (GO): DNA integration
Molecular function (GO): nucleic acid binding
Source: RefSeq, a predicted model, not a curated record
AUGGAUGGAAUACAGGACAAGGAAGGAUCCAAAGGACGAAAUGGCGAGCAAUCCAGUUGCCCCGAUUGCCAACGACCAGAUAGCGCGGAGGAUAUGGUCCAGUGCGACCAUUGCGACGUUUGGAAGCACUUCACUUGCGCCAGCGUGAAUGCAAGCGUCGCUGGUCGCGCAUUUGUAUGUGGUGACUGUUCCGCUCAGCACAGCGAUGACGCGAUUACGGUGCAUAGCGAAUCCAGCCGUGCCAGUUCAACGUCGGUUUUCUCCGUCUGCCUGAGCCAGCUGGUGGAAAGACAGCAUAUGGAGCGUGCCCGUAUGGAACUCGAGCUGCAACGGCGCCAUCUAGACGAACAGCAGAAGCUGAUCGACAAAGCUCUUGAUGGGGAGGAAGCAGAAAACCAUCACAGUGACGGUUUAUCCGGUGGUACCACCAACGAAGUGACUCCACCAGCUCCCAGCAAGCGCCUUGCGACGCCGCCCCCUCCCGGUGCACCUCUAGCAUCGUCCGAUCGUCGAUCAAAGGCACUAUCCGACACUCCCAAGUCGGCUGCUCCAGUUGUGGUAUCGAUUCCACUUACGGCGCUGGAGCCGAACUCAGUGAAGCUUCUGCAAGGCAUGAAAGACCCCCAAGUUGCCCUGCGGGAACUCAGAGCUAGGGUUGAGCUGUGCGAGAAGCGCGCCAAUCCUACGCCCGACGACCUGGUUGACCUACAAGCUCAACUGGAACUGUGCCGGAAAAUUCUGGAAGGGAUCCAGACCAGUACAUCGACCAACGAAUCGGUUCAACGGCCGGACGCUAGCAGCACGAUGAAGUUGCAGCCACCAAAGCCAGCGGCGAGCACGUCGCGCAUGGUGAAGCAGACCGGUGCAAUUCCGAAAACAAAUCGGUCACUGCUUACGGUUCCCCAGGAAGAUCUGAUGCAGCCCAACAGUCCUUCUCGAGAAGGGGCAGUAGGAGGAGCCAACCGACCGAGCGAUUUUUGGCCGCUGAAGCUGCCGGUAAGCCAAUCUGGCGGACCAUCGGAAAGUCGAGCAUUCGAGUCAUCGAAAAUGCGUCCGAAACUCUUGGAACCCCCAGGUAAGCGUCAAGCCUUGAGUAAUUUGUUUGAAAAUACAACCCUAUUCGCCUCUGGCGAUUGCCCCACGACCAAUUUUCCAACAACCCGAGAGCAGCAGCGUGUUGACGCGCGCCCGGGAGAAAGUUGUCUGCCUCCUACACAUUCUCAUGAGCAGCUGCGAGAUACACUCGCGCACUCGGGCUAUGCGACUUUGCCCUACAGUCAACCCGAACGCAAUUCAACCGGUAUGCAAACGCGUAAUUGCCCCUCGCGUGUGGUUGUAUCCACUCCACCCCCUCGUCAGUCAGAUAGCUCCCAACCAAACCAAGUGAUUUCCCAACCAGACCCAUUCCGCCCCACACAACAGCAGCUUGCAGCAAGACAGUCCCUGGCUAAGGAUCUUCCUCGAUUCAGCGGAGACCCAGCUGAAUGGCCGAUCUUCAUCUCGAACUACCGCUACACGGCGGAAGCUUGUGGCUUUUCGGAUGGAGAAAACAUGCUUCGUCUACAACGGUGCUUGACUGGAUCUGCGCUCGAAACAGUGCGCAGUCGGUUGGUGUUACCAGCCGCGGUACCUCAAGUGAUCGAGACACUUCGCAUGCGGUUUGGGCAACCGGAAUUGCUGAUCAACGCCCUGUUACGUAAGGUGCGGGACAUUCCUGCCCCAAGGCCCGAUCGGCUCGAAGGGCUCAUCGAUUUCGGAAUGGCGGUGCAGGCUUUGUGCGACCAUAUUGAAGCGGCGAACGAACGCGCUCAUCUAUCGAAUCCGUCACUUUUGCAGGAGCUCGUGGCGAAGCUUCCCGCUGAUCAACGGAUUAUGUGGGCCGGAUAUAAGCGAGGAUUUCCUCACGCAGAUUUGAAAACCUUUGGCGACUAUAUGUCAUCGGUGGUGCGGGACGCAACCAGCGUAGUCACCUUUGAGCCGGAUACGAGACGGAGCGGCGCUCGAGACCGUCCGAGGCAAAAGGGAUUCAUCAACUCCCACGCGACGGACUCAUCCAGCAGAUCAGGAGAUUCAUCGCGUGAGCCGAAGGAGACACCGAAACAGUUCGAUUGCGCUCACUGCAACAAAUGCGGACACCGAGUUCGCGAUUGCAAUGCUUUCAAGCAGUUAAACGUUGACGACCGCUGGAGACGAGUUCGAUCGUUGGGCUUGUGUCAGAACUGUUUGUUCAGCCACGGACGGCGUGCGUGUCGAGGUAGAAAAACGUGUGAUAUCGAAGGCUGCCAGUUUCGACAUCAUCCGCUCCUUCACUCCCCUAGAGGCCCUCCAAAAUCAUCGGAACACACGAUGCAGGUGGCGGAAAAUCACACCCAUCGCCGCUUAACUUCUCCGACCCUUUUCCGAAUCAUACCAGUAACCCUGCAUGGGACUAAAGGCUCGAUCAACACCUUCGCAUUUCUUGACGAAGGGUCCGACCUGACACUGAUAGAAAGUGAUUUGGUUGCUUCGCUUGGGGUGGAAGGCACUCAACUACCGCUUUGCCUACGGUGGACAGGGAAUACAUCACGCGUGGAAAAGGAGUCACAGCAAAUUACAAUCGAAAUCGCCGGAAUUGGACUAGACAAGCGGCACAAACUUCUGAACGCGAGAACCGUCAAUAGCCUCGGACUACCACGCCAAACCUUCGAGGUUGAAGAUGCGGUUAAGAAGCACAAACAUCUGCAAGGCAUUCCGCUAUCCAGCUACCGCGAUGCAGUACCCAAGAUCCUCAUCGGUGUAGACAACUUGCGGCUGGCACUGCCUCUGAAGGUGCGAGAAGGGGAUGGGCCUGCACCGGUGGCGGUAAAAACCAGACUUAGCUGGUGCGUAUACGGUCCCCGGGGGAGCAGUAGCCUUGAAUCUCACAGCUUCCAUAUUUGUGAGUGCUCUUGUGACGAAACACUUCACGAGGCGGUGAAAGACUUCUUUGCUAUCGAAGGAGCUGGAGCGGGUCCGACAGCAACCUCGAUGAAGAAGGAAGAUGAACGGGCGCUAACCAUAAUGGAAGCGACAACUCACCGGGUUGGGAAUCGCUUCGAAACGGGACUUAUUUGGAAGGAAGACCAUGUAGAGUUCCCGAACAGCUAUUCCAUGGCAGUGCGUCGGUUGGAAUGCCUUGAACGCAGGAUGGAGCGUGACCCGGGUCUGAAGGAGAAUCUACACCGGCAAAUACAGGAGUACGAAGCGAAAGGAUAUGCACACAAGGCUACAGCAGCGGAAAUGGAAGCAGCGGAUCCAAGGAGAGUGUGGCACCUCCCGGUCGGAGCGGUCAUUAACCCCAAGAAACCGGGGAAAGUCCGCGUCAUCUGGGACGCUGCGGCCAAGGUGGACGGCGUAUCGCUCAACAGUGCACUCCUCAAAGGCCCCGAUCAACUUUCUUCCCUUCCUGCGAUUCUCUUUCGUUUCCGAUUGUACCAGGUGGCGGUCAGCUCGGAUAUACAGGAAAUUUUCCACCAGAUACUAAUGCGAGAAGCCGACAAGAAUUCCCAGCGUUUCUUGUGGCGCAAUAACCCAUCUGAAAAGCCGACGGUAUACCUGAUGGACGUUGCCACAUUUGGCAGCACUUGCUCGCCGGCGUCGGCGCAGUUCGUUAAAAAUCGGAACGCCGAACAACACCGAGAGCUGUAUCCGGAAGCGGUGAAAGCGAUUAUCGACGACCACUACGUGGACGAUUACCUGGCUAGUUUCGGCAAGGAAGAAGAAGCAGCAAAGGCGGCACGCGAUGUACGACACGUACACGGUAACGGAGGUUUUAAGCUGCACAACUGGUCCAAUAGCUGCACAGUGCUAGAACGACUGGGUGAAGUUCCACUGGCAGAGGAAAAGCAGCUGAAACUCGUCGACGGCGUGGCGACGGAAAGAGUGCUCGGAAUGUUAUGGUGUCCUUCCACGGAUGAGCUGAGUUUUUCCACCCAGAUGAGUGAGGAAGUCCAGGCGCUGAUUAAAGCGUCCACGCGACCGACAAAGAGGCAGGUACUACGGUGCGUGAUGACGCUGUUUGAUCCAUUAGGGUUACUCUCACCGUUCCUCAUCCAUGGCAAAGUCCUGAUCCAGGACAUCUGGAGAGAAGGCACUGAAUGGGACGAACAAGUCAGUACAGACAUCUCUGCAAAAUGGCAGCGGUGGGUGCAAAUGAUUGAGUACAUUUCCGGGGUGCGCAUUCCAAGAUGUUACUUCCGGCAUGCGAAUCAGAAGACAUACCUCAACUCCGAACUCCACGUGUUUGUCGAUGCGAGUGAGGUGGCGUACUCUUGUGUCAUCUAUUUGCGCACGCUCGACACAGAAGCUGAUCCGCAGUGUUGCUUGAUUGCCGCCAAAUCGAAAGUUGCUCCGCUAAAGCCAUGGUCGAUUCCCAGGCUGGAACUACAAGGGUGCGUCUUGGGCGUACGUUGGUCGAAGUUCGUCCGGGAAAACCACGGAGUUCCUGUUUCCAAGAUGGUGUUUUGGACAGAUUCCAGAACAGCCUUGGCCUGGAUAAAGGCCGACCCUUGGAACUACCGACAGUUCGUGUCCUUUAGAGUAGCCGAGAUUCUGGAGAACACCACGGCAAGCGAUUGGAGAUGGGUGCCAUCGAAAUCUAACCCAGCAGAUGAAGCUACUAAAUGGGGAAGCGGACCGUACUUCGAUCCCAACAGUAAGUGGUUCCAGGGCCCCGAGUUCUUACGUCUACCGGAGACUCAGUGGCCUCGUCCCAAAGAGCCAGUGACCGCUACUUUAGAGGAAAUACGUGCAUCAAUCCUGCACCAUUGUUCGAUCGAGCCGGUGAUUGACUUCGUCCGGUUUUCCUCCUGGAACCGACUACUACGAGCAACAGCUUUCGCUCUCCGAUUCGUAAACAACACAGACAAAACGCAGACGAAAUAUGCAGGACAACUACAGCAAGCUGAACUUCGAGCAGCAGAGAUUACGAUUUUCAAGCUUGUACAACGCGAGUCCUAUCCCGAUGAGAUCGCUGCACUCUCCACCAAGGCGUCGAAUGAAACCGGACAGGAGGCCAUUGGGAAGCAGAGCUCCAUCUACCGACUUAUGCCGAUUCUGGACGAGAACGGCUUGAUGCGCGAGCGCGGACGGAUCGGGACGGCUGGAGACAUCUGUUAUAGCGUGCGUCAUCCAAUUAUCCUUCCGAGAAAGCACCAGGUCACGGAGCUUCUGGUUUACCGAUAUCAUCAGCAGUAUCGUCACGGCAAUGCGGAAACCGUUGUUAACGAGAUCCGCCAGGUGUACAACAUCCCAAGACUGCGUUUGAUAGUUAAGAAAGUAAGUCGUGACUGCCCAUUUUGUAAGAUCCGUCGAGCGAGACCAGCGAUUCCACCAAUGGCGCCCCUUCCAGCUGCGCGCCUAGCACAUCACGAACGAGCCUUCACCUACACAGGGGUUGACUACUUCGGACCGCUGUUAGUGAAACUAGGAAGAUCGAAUGUUAAACGAUGGAUCGCCCUGUUCACGUGCCUAACGGUGCGUGCCGUCCAUCUCGAAGUCGCCUAUACGCUGUCUACGAAGUCGUGCAUUUCAUGUGUUCGUCGAUUUGUGGGUCGCCGGGGAUCACCCGCCGAAUUCUUCAGCGACAACGGCACAAAUUUCCAAGGAGCUGAACGAGUACUGCAGCAUCAGAUAAGCCAGGGACUGUCCGCAACGUUCACCAACACCGACACGAAGUGGAACUUCAUUCCACCGGGAGCACCGCAUAUGGGCGGAGCAUGGGAACGCUUGGUACAGUCGGUAAAGGUUGCAAUCGCUGAAGCGUACUCUGAAGGAAAGCUGGACGACGAGGGGCUGCAAACGCUGGUCGUGGAGGCGGAGCAUAUGGUGAACUCAAGGCCUCUGACGUAUUUGCCCCUCGAUGCCGUGGAGGCAGAGGCACUUACGCCCAAUCAUUUUUUAUUACUGAGCUCGUCCAGCACGAAACAAUACGGCAAAGAAGCAGCAUCUACAGUUCACGGAUCGUCCAGUGAACUAAUUCGCCGAGAAAUACUGGGUACGUGGGAGCUAAUCCAGCGCCAGCUGAACGUUUUUUGGAAGCGCUGGUUGACGGAAUAUCUGCCGGUGAUCCGUCGGCAACCGAAAUGGUUUGAUGAAACCCGAUCACUUGUACCUGGCGACCUUGUCUUAGUCGCGGAGCCGACGAAACGAAAUGGAUGGGAGCGUGGACGAAUCAUCCGUGUUGUCCCAAGCCCGGACGGAAGAUACCGACGGGCGGUUGUGCAGAUAGGGACGAAGACUCUGUUGAGACCAGUGUCACGGUUGGCACUGCUUGACCUGCAGGAGUUUCGUGAGACUCCGGAGGACUCCGGACCACACCCGGGGGAGACUGUCGGCGCAGGAAUCGGCAAGCUGGCAGUCCUGCCCUGCGCUGCUACCAAAGCGUCGCGUCCGCGAGCAAAAGCGACGCAGCGAUAUCUGUGA